CUCUUUGUCUGAAGACAGCAGCUCAUCACAUCACAGCACCACAGAAGAAGAGAUGGCCCAGAUCAGAGCCCCUGUUAUUGUGCUGCUCGUGCUCCUGGCUGUGGGGCUGUUUGCUGCCCAGGUUUCUGCAGCUAAACAAGGUUUUCCUAGAGGCUGUUGUACACGAUACUCCCAGGGUAGGAUGGACAUUGGUCUUAUCCAUGGCUUUUCCAUACAGACAGUGAAUGACGGGUGCAACAUUGAUGCUAUCAUUUUCCACACUGUCAGAGGAAGAUUCCCAUGUAUGGAUCCCACCAAGGGCUGGGUUAUGAAAGCUGUUCGCAAGCUGAGGGAGAGAGCGGAACGAUUGAACAAGAAAAGGUCAUAGGAAUAGUUCUCAUCACAAGGGUACACGGGACGAAGAGUUUGUGUUGCUAUCUUCAUUGACGGAGGAGAAUGCAAACAUGCUGGAACCCUGCUAUCUCUAAGUUUAUCCAACUACCUGAAUUUUAUCAGACAUUUCUCUGUGCUGAAAAGUAUAAUAAAUGAAGAAUAUAAGCAACGCGGAGCACCUGGACACAGCCCUGAGCCAUGGUAUAUUGGCCACAUAUGACAAACCCCCGAGGAGCCUUAUUGCUACUAUAAACUGGUUACCAACAUAAUUAGAGCAGUAAAAAUAUGAUUCAUUGUCAUACCGAUAGUAUAGGGUCUGACAUACUACAGCUGUCAGCCAAUCAGCAUUCAGGGCUGGAACCACCUAAUUUAUUAUUUUACAUAACCUAUUUGAAUGUCACGACUUCGGCUGAGGUCGGCUCCUCUCCUUGUUCGGGCGGCGUUCGACGUCACCGCCUUUCUAGUCAUCACCGAUCCAUGUUUCCUUUUGUUUUGUCUUGACUACGCACACCUGAUUUCUAUUCCCUUAUUAUGUUCCUUAUUUACCCUCUCGUCUACCUUUCUGUUUCAUCCGUGAUUGUUUUGUGUUACCGUGUGUGUUGGAGGGUUUUUCUCUAUAUGUUAUGUUUCCUUGUUGGAGAUAUUCCGGUUUUGAAUAGAGUAAAGUCUUUUGUGUUUUCUCAAACCUGUGUCCUGAGCCUGACUCAGACAACGAACCCAGCAUUUUAUCACAUUGUAUAUGAAAUCAUCUGUGUUGGCAGAGUUUAAUGGUAUAAUCUUGUUGUAUGAGCAUCAGAAAUCUCACGUUUUAACCCUUUUAUUCAUAAAGGUCUUGUGUAUGAUCAGAUCAUUGAUCACAUCUGUUACAUUUAACAGUUACUGUUACAUUUUAUAUUUAUA
Messenger RNA from Oncorhynchus masou masou (cherry salmon), 1272 nucleotides. Its product is annotated as C-C motif chemokine 20-like. Bases 53 to 367 code for a protein of 104 amino acids. The record is from RefSeq and is a predicted model, not a curated record. The transcript is spliced from 4 exons. Gene Ontology annotation, biological process: immune response. Lineage: Eukaryota; Metazoa; Chordata; Actinopteri; Salmoniformes; Salmonidae. Gene Ontology annotation, molecular function: chemokine activity. Gene Ontology annotation, cellular component: extracellular region.